CACUUGCAGAGCCGUCUGUGAGCUGAAGGGUAGGAGGCGAGUCCGGCGCUCUCUGAGCAUUCGUAGGCUCCGGCGGCGUCCAACCUCGGAACAGCUGUGAAAGCUGCUGGACCUGGUGGUCGGGCUCUCUGUUCUCCCUUUUCUUCCUUGCCACUUUUAGUUGGCCCCCAAGUCUAGGAGUCUGCAGGAGGGACCCAAGCCGCGGCCCUAGGAUGGGUAACAGUGCCCUCCGCGCUCAUGUGGAAACCGCGCAGAAAACUGGUGUCUUUCAGCUUAAGGACCGCGGGCUGACCGAGUUCCCCUCAGAGUUGCAGAAGCUGACCAGCAAUCUAAGGACCAUCGACUUGUCCAACAACAAGAUCGAGAGCCUACCGCCUAUGAUUAUAGGGAAGUUCACUCUGCUGAAGAGCCUCUCCUUGAACAACAACAAACUGACUGUUCUUCCUGAUGAAUUAUGUAAUCUGAAAAAGCUAGAGAUGCUAAGCCUAAACAACAAUCACCUGAGAGAGGUACCGUCUACCUUUGGACAACUGUCAGCCCUCAAGACCCUGAGCCUCUCUGGGAACCAGCUGCGAGCCCUCCCACCACAACUCUGUAGCCUCCGUCACUUGGAUGUGGUGGAUCUCUCCAAGAACCAGAUUCGGAGCAUACCUGACAUAGUGGGGGAGCUGCAGGUCAUCGAACUCAAUCUCAACCAGAACCAGAUAUCUCAGAUCUCAGUAAAGAUAUCUUGCUGUCCUCGUCUUAAAGUUCUUCGCCUAGAAGAGAAUUGUCUUGAGCUCAGCAUGCUUCCACAGAGCAUCCUCAGUGACUCCCAGAUUUGUCUGCUUGCUGUGGAAGGCAACCUUUUUGAAAUAAAGAAACUUCGAGAAUUGGAAGGCUAUGAUAAGUACAUGGAGAGGUUCACAGCCACUAAGAAGAAGUUUGCAUGAUGUUCUCCAGGAGCAUGGGAACCAUAUAGGACACUGACUUGGAAUCUGUUGCUGAACCAGAGUCUCCUAUUGUUGUGAAGGAUUAUCUGCAGUAAGGAGAUGAUACUCCAGAUUACGUUUUGCACAGUGAUCUUUUUCCUUUCUAGGACUCAUCUUAAGUAAGCUAAAAGAAAUCAAGAGACAGUAAUUUCUGAGUCUUCCACUUUGAGUCAUGGAUAGGGCAGAGACAAUGUUGAUCAUCAAAACCAUCAUUAGUCUGACUUCAAGAAACCAGUAGCACGUUGCUAUUUAUAUAGUGAAGGGGUGCUGCCUAGUAACAGAAUCCCUUCAUAUGACAGCUUGAAAUUUCAUGUUUAGUUUCAGUGUAUGAGCUUUCAUAAAGUUGAUUGCCAUUCCA
Messenger RNA from Hyaena hyaena (striped hyena), 1329 nucleotides. RefSeq names its product leucine rich repeat containing 57 (gene LRRC57). The coding region runs from base 213 to 932 and encodes 239 amino acids. Lineage: Eukaryota; Metazoa; Chordata; Mammalia; Carnivora; Hyaenidae. Gene Ontology annotation, molecular function: protein binding. The record is from RefSeq and is a predicted model, not a curated record. The transcript has 6 exons.